Messenger RNA from Pipra filicauda (Wire-tailed manakin), 2799 nucleotides. It is a transcript of the gene CEP78, whose product is annotated as centrosomal protein 78. Gene Ontology annotation, cellular component: centrosome. Lineage: Eukaryota; Metazoa; Chordata; Aves; Passeriformes; Pipridae. The record is from RefSeq and is a predicted model, not a curated record. The coding region runs from base 161 to 2482 and encodes 773 amino acids. The transcript has 17 exons. Gene Ontology annotation, molecular function: protein binding.
GGUAACGGCGCGGGCGGAGGCCGCAACGGGGCGGUAACAGCGGCGCAGGGGAGGCCGAGCGCGGAGCCCGCGGAGGGCCAGCGGAAGAAGCGGGCAGGGGCCCGGGGGGCGAGCGCGGAGCCCGCGGAGGUGGCUGAAAGAAAUUUAUCACAUAAAAGAAAUGAUUGAGUCAGUCAAAUUAAGAAGGCAGUGCAUGCUGGAUUUCUACUCGCAUUAUGAACAUCUUUGUGAACUUCAAGGCUCUGUCCCACUGAAAGCUGUGAAGGCUAACCUGACUCAGAAUGCUAUUGAUCUAAUUGUAGAUCACAUCAAAGCUACUGACUGGGCACCACUUCUGAAUGCUAUCAGGCAUAAUAAGACUCUGACUUCUAUUGGAAUAAGAAGUUUACAUCAACACGGUCUUGAAGAAUCAGGUGUUGAAAGAUAUAAAACUUACUUUAGAAGGAGAACUCCAGCAACUCUGUCAAAAGACUUAACUGGCCAACUAUGCAAAGCUGUGAAAGGCUGUCUUAGUAUAUCAGAUGUACUAAAAAAUUUAGAACUGCAGGGUUUGCUUCUGAGGGAAAGAGAUCUAACACUUUUAACAAAGGGCUUGGCCACAGCUUCAUCUCUGGAGAGUGUCUCUUUAGCCCACUGUCCAAUUGGAGAUGGAGGGUUGGAAACAAUCUGUCAGAGUAUAAAGAAUGCAGCUACUAUCAGAUCUGUAAACUUCACGGCAUGUAGCCUCACAUGGCGAGGGGCUGAACAUAUAGCAAAUGUAUUAAAGCACCAGGCAAUGAGAAGACAUGGUGAAGCUUGGGCUGAAAGCCUGCGUUACAGGAGACCUGAUCUUGAAUAUAUGACAGGCUUGAGACGGGUUACUUUGAACUGCAACAUGCUUGUUGGAGAUAGAGGAGCAAGUGCCUUUGCAGACUGUCUAGGAGAGGACCUUUGGCUGAAAGCACUUGAUUUGCAGCAGUGUGGAAUAUCCAAUGAGGGAGCAAGAUCAUUAUUAGAUGCUCUUCAAACUAAUACAACAUUAGUGGUACUUGACAUAAGAAAAAAUCCAUUAAUAGGUCACAUUCUGAUGAAAAACAUUAUUGAAAGAGUUCUUAAGAACGGAAAUAGUGCUAAUUCAGAGUAUAAGUGGCUGACAUCUCCAUCUUCCAAAGAUGCUUUGAAAAAUAGACCAAAGAAAAGAACUGUUGUCCUAGGAAGUGGUCGAAAAGGAAAAGCUACUAUUCGUAUUGUUAUCUGGAAACAGAGAGGACUAUUGUCUAAAAAAUCGGUAAGUCCUGGGAAAAAAAUUACAUCUGUGAAAGAGAGUUACUCACCAAAACCACUACCACCAGGCACAAAAGGCUUCCUUCCUUGGCGGACUGCAGAACGUGCAAAGAGAUGCAGAGGUGGGGCUCUGGAUCGUACUGGAGAAUUGCCAGUGGAGAUUCAGACAGGUGUUCCUGUGAAAGUGACAGUAGAAAGUGCUUCUACAUUUGAUACUGAAGACACAGAAGAUUUAGAUGAUGUCAUCCACUAUCCUGAUCUGGCAAAAUCAAUUGAUAAGAUUAAUGUAACAGAGUAUCAACAAUUAGAGUUGGAGCUGGAAGAAUGCAUGUUAAAACUAAAGGAAGAACAAAUAGCUAGAGAGAAGGCUGAGGAACGAGUAACAGAGCUGGAAAUUGAAAAUGCAAGAUUAAGGAAUCUAAAUAUCUCCCUAUCCGAGGUUCUUCAGGCACAGUCAGUAACCAGCACGAUUUUGGAAGAUGAAGGUGUUCUAGGCAGCAUUGAGAACUCUUUUCAAAAGUUUCAUGCUUUUUUAGACCUCCUUAAAGAUGCUGGACUUGGACAACUUGCUGUAUUAGCUGGGAUAGACCAGUCAGAUUUUGGCCUUUUGGGGCAUCCGCAAAUGAAUUCUACUCUCAGUAAGCCUGCUAACAUGGUAAAGGAGAAGUCUUUUGAAGAAGAAAGACAGGAACAUAACCAGAACAGCAAAAACAGAAUAGGGGACAUCCAGCUGUCUCUUCCUGGUAUGUUUCAAUCCCAGAUGGUUAUGAAUAAUGCCUUUUCUGCACUUAGAGAAAUACAAGAACUUCAGACUGCUGGACAGCAGUACCAGGUAGGCUCAUGGAAGGAAACUGAAGCUCAAAGAAUUGACCAAAAUAAAGAGGAUAAGCCUCGCAGUAGUACACCAAUAUUCUCUGAGAGGAGAGUCAAACAAAAUGAACAAGCAAAAGGUCACUCAGCAAGGCAGUUGCAUUCAUUUGCUGAUUCCAGUGUACAUAUUAAAAGUGAUGACAGCAGAGUAUCCAGUGGUAUGUCUGUUGAAAAAAGCAAAAAUUCUUCCUCUAAGAAAUACAUCCCUAGAGCAAAUGAAACGGCAGCUUCAGCUACUGGAGCGAAAGGAAACCAAAGUACACUACAAGCAGUAAACAGCUCUGGAAGUGGCACUUUAGGAUCUGGUUCUGAAAUACAAGAAAGUAUACAAAGUGUUACCAGCAUUUGAAAUGGUUCUAAAAUGUUUGGACUGUUCUUUACGCUUGGAAUAUUAAUAAUAGAUUUUGGAUGUUUCAGUAUAGUUUGUGAAUUUUCUGUAAGGUAAUGAAGACUUUGUGACUUUUUAAAACAUUGCAUGUUGUUUCAUGUUUGCAUUCCUUGUCAUGAGAUUUUGAACUUUGGAAACACGUGAUACACUUAAAAUGGUACCUGUCAGUUUGUACUACAUACAGAGGACUCCUGGCAUAUGGAUUUCAUUACCUACACUGAUCUUGGUGUAGAGUGUAAACUGUUUGGAGCCAAUAAAGUUAAUUUGAGUACAGUUUU